Molecule: messenger RNA, 683 nt
Organism: Thunnus maccoyii (southern bluefin tuna)
Lineage: Eukaryota; Metazoa; Chordata; Actinopteri; Scombriformes; Scombridae
Gene: gng8
Product: guanine nucleotide binding protein (G protein), gamma 8
Exons: 4
Coding region: 457-669 (70 amino acids)
Biological process (GO): G protein-coupled receptor signaling pathway
Cellular component (GO): heterotrimeric G-protein complex
Molecular function (GO): G-protein beta-subunit binding
Source: RefSeq, a predicted model, not a curated record
ACAAGGUUGAGGAUAUUCAUUUUAAACAGAUCAUAUAACUCUAACAAAGUUGGGAUAGUUACAUGUCAAGGAGGAAAACAGUUAGUGAUUUCGGUUCCCAGCAGGUGAAAUUAGGAAGUCAUAGCCAUGUUUUAGGCCUGGAUUUGAGAGUAUCAACAGAGCUUGCCUCCUGAAUGUGCAGUGGUAGAUUAUUCCAGAGAAGUGGAGCUUGGUGGACAAAGGCUCAACCACCAAAAGUGUUCUUAUUGAAUCGAGGAACAAUUCAGUAACUAGAACCAAGAGACCAUAAAGGAUGUGAUGGAGUACAUGGAGCAAUAAGGCUGGAGAUAUAUGAAGGAGCCAGUCCAUUUAAAGCCUUAUAGUUGGUGCAGAGGACUCUGUUGAAGACAAGAGGACCUUCAUUCCAGGAGCCCAACGGUUGCUGUCGACUGGCUGACUUCAGUGAGAAGGGGCAGCAUGUCUAAUAACAUGGCCAAGAUUGCAGAUGCUCGAAAGACAGUAGAACAAUUGAAACUGGAGGUCAACAUAGAGAGGAUGAUGGUAUCCAAAGCAGCAGCUGAUUUGAUGGCCUACUGUGAAGCUCAUGCCAAAGAGGACCCCCUGGUGACCCCAGUACCUUCCUCUGAGAACCCAUUUAGAGAGAAGAAAUUAUUCUGUGUAAUACUAUAACCCUCACAUGUACA